This is a messenger RNA of Amoebophrya sp. A25, 2905 nucleotides long. Lineage: Eukaryota; Dinophyceae; Syndiniales; Amoebophryaceae. The record is from the annotation of a GenBank genome assembly.
UGAUCCUUGAGGUGGAACGUCGCCGACCUCGGAGAGAUGAAGAGAGAUGAAAAUCUUUUGAUGUUGUAAUUCAGAAAAAGCGUUCUGCAGGACGAGCAAAAUGAUGUCCAUCAUGUGGUUUGCCCUGCUUCGCUUUUCUCUGGUGUUGCAACUGCAACAAGCGACAUUGCUAGUGUUCGCACAGCUACCAGCAGCACAACAAGGAUCUACUCCUGUGCCAGUAAAGAGCACUGAGGAGCAGUAUAUGGGUGUUGCCGCUCAGCUAGUGGAAGACGAAUGUAUUCCUUCUCCACGACAGCAGUUUGUAGAGCCCCUACGUCGUUUUGCCGCUGGUGGCCUUCUAGCCCAGGAGGAACUCCAUUUGCGAGGCCCGGAGACGAAUCUGAUCAAGUGGCUAGACGUUUUGAACGACAUCCUAGGGAAUAAUCCCUAUGCGGCGUUUGAAUGUCCACUGAUAAUGACAGCACACAUACGAAAAGCGGCUGAUGCAGCGCUGUAUCUAGGACAAAAGAGUCGAGCAAGAGUCUUGUUACAGAUUGGUAACAUGUUCAAGUUGAGUGCAAUGUCGAGGUGGUACACAGCAGUCUCAGAGCAGUAUACGAAAGAGCAACUGCCGCCAGCAAGACAGCAAAGAUUCGAACCGAGAAUGCAGAUGGAUUAUCAAUUGGGUUUAGCACUGCUCACGCAGCAACUGUUGUUAAGGCUUGCACUUGUUCUCGAGGAGGAGGAAGAGGAAGUUGAUUGUGAGCUUGAUGAGGUUCAUUUCUAGUAGAGAUACUCAGCAUUCCUGCCAACAACAAGCACAGAGAUGAAGAUACGAGGACAUCUUCGCGAGUGCUAACAACAUGAUCUAAGUAUCUGCGACCUUGUCUAACAAUAGCCUCGCCAGUAGAACCGAUAAGAAAAUGGCCAGCACACAAACCAAAGCCAAAGAUUGAUGUUUUGUCCAUUUGCGUUUAUUCUCCAGAUGAGACGUCAAAUACCGUUCUAGACAGCCCUCUACCCGGCAUGUCGCCCGAGAAUCACAAACAGUACGUGAAGCAAACGGGAUUGAACAGAUAUGUGAUGCAUGAUAAGGUACUAACUUAAACUUCUAUAUUACCAGAUUGUUUGAUAGAACUACAACUAACUUAAACUUCUAUAUUACCAGAUUGUUUGAUAGAACUACAACCAACUUAAACUUCUAUAUUACCAGAUUGUUUGAUAGAACUACAACUAACUUAAACUUCUAUAUUACCAGAUUGUUUGAUAGAACUACAACUAACUUAAGAUGGUCUUCACGGGUUCAAACAGCUCUUGAUGCCAGAUCGGGAAGCGCAUUAUUCGAAGUUUUUAGUCGUGUACCAGCACAUGCAACAGAAUCCAGACGUGGAGUGGGUCUUUUUCAUGGACUGUGACGCUUUUUUCACGAACUUCGACUUCACAGUGUUUGACCUCUUGGAAACCUAUGCACCUGAUGAGGUGAUAGCUGCUGCAGUUAAGGCUCAUGAUGCUUCACAUUUCUUUUUCCACACAGAGGACUUUUCUCAGUUUGUAGUUCCAUCUUCAUGUAGAAGUUGGAUUCUGGGAAAGUGUCGGUGGACACAACUCGUCUAAAGCUGACGGUGAUCGACCGCAAGCAUCACAACAGAGCACGACAUCUACCGGGAGUAAAGCUUCUUCUCCAGUAAAUUUCAUCGUCGCUGAGGAUACAGGUGGGAUUAACACGGGAGUUUUCAUGGUCAGGAAUACGCCUUGGUCGUACGAUUACCUACAAAGAGUGACGAUGUCGCCUUUCACGACAGCGUGGGAUCAGUCUAUGUUCUUCAUGUCUGCGGUGAACGAGACGCUCUUUGGCUUUUCUCCAGAAGACUAUGCGGCAGGAUUGAUGUUAUGCAGGAAAGGUGUGCUGUCGUUUGCUGAAAAAUCGAUAAAAUUAUAAGGAACUACAACCAUUAGUUUUAAUAGUGUUGAUCAAGACAAAGCAUUCCAAAGGAAAAUGAUAAUAGACAUGGAUGAGUAAUGCAUCAUGGGCGUCUCAAAGCAGUAGCAAGCACGGUCAGCGCAUUUGUAAUCUUGAAGAGCCAAACUCCAGCUUCAUCAGAGCGAUUUUUUGUUCUAAUCUCAGUGUCAACAUCUGCGAACGGACAACAGCUGCCACCACAACAGCAGAAUCAGGAAGGCGACAUGAGCCAGACCUUUGCGUAUCUAGCACGACAUGAUCCAGAGAAGCUUGUAGCAUUGAUACAUCAGCUGCCGGAAGAAGAAACACAGCAUCUGCGGCACACGAGUUUGAUUGAACGAGAUUUUGGAUUGCCACCCUUAUGAAUGAGGAGAGAACAAAGAAAAAAGGUUAGAAAAUAAAAAAGGCAACUGCAACAAUUAAGUCCUGCGAACGACCUCUUGCUAGGUAAAUGAAUGAAUGAAUGUCGAAUUUAAAGGGGGCUUUUCCAGGCUUCAACAGUUGUUUCUCAGUCACGAUGUAGCCAUCAUCCCCCAACACCUCUAACCCUCGAAGUCGUUUUCCUCCAUCAAAAGCAUUUGAACGCUUUUGUGCCUCCUGCGAGUAAGGAUUGGGGCGGCUAUGAAUGGCAACCUGGAGACUUCGCAAGGCAUUUCGCGGGUUGCCCGUGGCAAGAAAAGCCCUGUCUGGAUAUGAUGUAUCAGACUAUGGAGUUCGGGAGGCAGCAGUAUAAGUGAUGUGAUGGCGAAGGGGUCGGGAGGAUGCCAUUCUGAUGAGAUAUGACGAUGUUAACCUCUCUGCCGUUCAUGCCUAUCUUGGGAAUAUAGUGAUAAGGUACUGACAAGACUUUGAUGUUGCGCUCUCGCUACCAUUCUACUUAUGAUCAUUGCUUUUUCAAUGUCUUGCGCGCUAUCUUCAGUGGCGCAUCCUAUGGAUGAGACGAUAGGCGCAUGCUUUGUGCCG